UCCCAUUCACAGACACAUGCGGAUGUGACGUCGCGCGUACGGUGCGACGUCACAUCCGCAAGAGCGAAAUGCGACUUCCUUGUUUCCGUUUUGAGUAACCAUGACUGCUAGGAAAGACAAAGUGAUAUUUCAGAAGCAGACGAAGCAGUACCAUGAGCACUGCUGCGUUCCUCAGUGCACAGCCUCCUCCAAAUAUAACGGACUGUUAAGUUUUCACGGAUUUCCAAGCCACCCUGAGUUAAGAAGGCAGUGGCUUGUAACUAUUCGGCGGGACAAGUUGAAGCUAACGCUGCACAGCAAAGUGUGCAGCCUUCACUUCACUCCGGAUCAGCUGCUUCAGCCUAAAGCUGCCGGGGGCAGACGGAUGGUGAAGAGAGGAGCCGUCCCUGUGUUGUUUCCCUGGAGCCACCAGAGCGUCCAGCCUCCCAGAGCCGGUCAGCAGGAGCCGGAGAGCAGGCCUGACCCAGACGGCCGAGCCGCUGACCCGCCCGUAGGAUUCAGCCUCCUGGAUCAUGAUUACUGCUCUGUCCCAGAACCAGCCGACCUGGACACGGCAGGAAAUGAAAAUGAGACUUUAAAAGAAGAAAUAAAGAAACAAGUCGAAGAACUGAAAAUCCCAUCCAGUUUUGGAUUACAAAGGUUCGUAGGAUCCGAUGACGACAUCCGGUUCUACACCAGAUUUGAGAGUUAUCGCCUCUUCCUGAUGUUUUGGAGGCUCAUUGAACCGUCUGUCCAUAAAAUGAUUCGUUCAUCAGGAGCCGCUGAGGGAAGCAGCGAAGCAGGAACUGCUGUCAGAUCAACACACACGAAGGAUUCCUUGCAGCCCAUCGACGAGCUGCUCCUGUUCCAGAUGUACCUGGCUGCAGGUCUGCAGGAAGGAGACCUAGCAAACCGGUUCCAGAUUCACCCUUCCACUGCAAGCCGCAUUAUUUGUUCGUGGGCCGAUUAUUUGUACUCUCUUCUGGGUUCUUUGUGCAUCUGGAUCGAUGCAGACGCCAUCCGAGCUCAGCUCCCAGAGGACUUCAGAGAUUUUCCAGAUACUCAGGUGAUAGUUGGAUGCUCUGAGCUCAGAUGCCAAACUCCUGCUUCUGCUCUCUUCCACACUGACAUGUCCUCCAAAUCCAAGUCUCAGUGCGUAAUGAGAGGUCUGAUGGGAGUGGCUCCCCACGGUGCCGUGACCUUUGUGUCUUCACUCUAUGAGGGGUCAGUAAGUGACACGGAGCUGUUUCUGAGGUCGGGCUUGGCUGACCGUCUUACUGAAGACAUGGCCGUCAUGGUGGAUAAAGGAUUCCUGAUCUCUGGCUGUGUGAAGUGUAAGGUGUACUGUCCACCUUUUCUCAGCCCAAAACCACAGAUGGCGUCUCAAAACGUCCUGCAGGCACAGAAAGUCGCCCGUCUGCGCGUUCACGUUGAGCGGGUAACCCGGAGAGUUAAAGAAAACAAACUGUUUGAUUCUGUUAUCCCUUUAUCUAUGGCUGGAAACAUUAAUAAACUAUUUACAGUGGCCUGCCUGCUGGUCAACUACCAAAACAAACCGCUCUAAAUGAAGGGAACGGCUGUGUAGUUCUCAGAAGAGGAGAGUGUUUCCCAUCCUCAGGUGUUUUAAUUCAGGAGUUCCCACGUCAGAAAAGGCGUAACGAGGAAACGCCUUCAGGAUGCAGGACCCAAGUGAUGAUUCAUAAACAUGUUAGAAAAGUUUAAUUUGUAUAAUAUGCCUUUUUCCUGUCCUUGUUGAGUGUCUUUCUCAGUUUGACGUAAAAUCACAGAAGCAUUUGAAUGUAUUUGAAUUUUUCUCAUGUUCUGACUGUUUGCUAUCAAAUUUCAUGAAUAAAUGUGAAGGCAAAAAAAA
Molecule: messenger RNA, 1849 nt
Organism: Poecilia latipinna (sailfin molly)
Lineage: Eukaryota; Metazoa; Chordata; Actinopteri; Cyprinodontiformes; Poeciliidae
Exons: 3
Coding region: 101-1543 (480 amino acids)
Source: RefSeq, a predicted model, not a curated record